Messenger RNA from Dimorphilus gyrociliatus, 1193 nucleotides. NCBI's taxonomy places the organism in Eukaryota, Metazoa, Annelida, Polychaeta, Dinophilidae. The record is from the annotation of a GenBank genome assembly.
AAUACUCCUUUCAGUUUCAGACUACAUAAAUUAAUAGGCUCACUAAUUAUACUCUUGAGCUGCCUAAGUUAUGUUUAUAACUAUCUCUGCUGCAUUAUUAAUGCUGAAAUGUAUCUAUCCUGUUUGCUGUUGUACUGAUCAAAGAGAAUCCUCCAAAAUGAAAUGGAGAUAUUAUGACUUAUCUAUAAAAGAGAACACUCAUUUGGAAUAUCCGAUAUUUAAAAUACCACGAAACUUAUCGGAAGGUGAAAUUGUCGAAUAUUCUAUAGAAAAUUCGCAAGCAAACAAAUACUUCUCCAUUAAUGAAGACGGUAGAGUAAUACUGAAAAAAAAAUUGGAUUAUGAAGAAAAGACCUAUCAUGAAAUAAUUGUUGGUAUUAGCUUUAGAAACUGUACAAAAAAAGAACGUAUAAUUCUAAGGCUAACUAUUUUGGAUGAGAAUGAUAAUUACCCCGAGAUAAAAGUUUUUGGAAAAGAUUAUUCGUCUGAAAUUUUAGUUCAGGAAAACAGAGCCGCUGGAACAGUUGUUGCUUUGAUAUAUGUUCAAGACUUGGAUUCGGGCUUGAAUGGAAAAUUUUCUUGUGAGCUUAGAGCUUUUAAUUUCCAGCUCAUAAGGGUCACUAAUCAGUUUUAUAAGGUAGUAACAACGAAUGCACUUGACAGGGAAAGGCGAAAUUUUGAGGAUAUACGCAUUGUUUGCCGAGAUUAUGCUGGUUUAAGCUCUAUGCAGACGCUGAUAGUCAAAGUUGCGGAUGUUAAUGAUAAUCGCCCAAUUUUUCAAAAUUCACAAAUCUAUUUAAGUUUGAAAGAAGGUACUAAUAAAGGAGCCUUCGUGGCAAUGGUAAGGGCAAUGGAUCCCGAUAGUGGAGAAAAUGCUACAAUAUCGUAUUUUUUCCGGUCGGAUAUUGAUCUUUUUGCCAUCGAUGAAAAGAGUGGAAAAAUAAAAACUACUAAGAAAUUAACUAAAGAGCAUUUGGGCGAAUAUACAUUAACAGCCAUAGCAACUGAUCAUGGAAUACCAAGCCAUUCGUCAACAAUGAAAGUUUAUAUCACAAUUUCUGAAAAAGGUGAAAAUAAACUGUUUCCAAAUUUUACUUAACCAAAUAUAACUAUGUAAAAUUCCUUAUUUAAUAAGAUUUAAUUAAAAAACAACAUAAUAAAAAUAAUAAUAAGGAUAAAAAGCAACAAUAUAG